Molecule: messenger RNA, 698 nt
Organism: Cladocopium goreaui
Lineage: Eukaryota; Dinophyceae; Suessiales; Symbiodiniaceae
Source: the annotation of a GenBank genome assembly
UAGGAUGACUUUGCAAACGCAAUGCCUCGCCAUGGUGAUGGUGAUGUGGCUCAUCCAGUGUUCCUGACCACCAUUGCCUGGCAUCAACGCUCGGGGCAGGAGGCUAGAUGCUGGCCCUGGGCUUCCACUGUCUGUAGCUGUGCUUGUGGACUCGGCAGUCCGGACCAUUGGCAAGCGCAUCCAGGCAACCACGUCAGCGAUGUACUUCCUUACGCAGGCAAAGCGCUUGACGGGGGUGUUGCAGCCGAUUUUGCCUUCGCAGAGGCGCUUUGCGACGUCUCUUCGGCAGAGGCUCCGCUGGAGGCAGCAUUGCCUUCUUGAAGCUCAGAGCAGCUCCACUGCUUGCUUUGAAAAGGACUUCUUCAGCUUGGGAAGGAGCCGCAGAAAGCGCAACCCAAAGGAAACUGGCAAGCAGUUGGAGAAUGCUCUCAAUCAGCCAAAUCAAGAUGCAGACCCUUGGCAAUCUGAGGAUGAGGAGAACUGCGAGAAGCACCACCUGACAAGAAAGGCCUUGCGCUUCAAAGACAUUGCUGCGAGACCUCAGCAGGCAGCACCAGCAAUGCUUGGAGGAGCCUGGCCAGUGACAUCAAGGAUCGCGAGAAGCAAGUCCCUUAUUCGCCUUCAUCUUCACGAAAGAGCACAACGAUUUGAGGCUUCCGCACAAAGUCAUAGAUGAUCGCAGACCGCAGCGAAGAAAA